Molecule: messenger RNA, 774 nt
Organism: Folsomia candida
Lineage: Eukaryota; Metazoa; Arthropoda; Collembola; Entomobryomorpha; Isotomidae
Exons: 3
Coding region: 1-774 (257 amino acids)
Source: RefSeq, a predicted model, not a curated record
AUGGCAUCAUCUAAUUUCGUUUGUGGAAUUUGUGACGAUUCUUUCCAAGACGUAACUGAACUUAUGCAACAUUUGCAACGCCACAAAGAUGAGCAGAAUAGAGAAGUGACUGAGACUCCUGAAACGGCUGAAACGCUGGUAAAUUCGAAGGACAAGGAGGAUACGUCUGAAAAAGCAAAGACCAAUCCGCGUUGGACGAAUGAGCAGUCCCUCGCCUUGAUUAAUGUGUACGGGGAGAUGAAGGAAGAGUUUGGUGGUUCCAAGCCGAAGAAGCAAGUAUGGGAGAAGUUUGCGAAGGCAUUAAAUUUAGGAUUCGAUUGGAAUCAGUGCCAGGGCCGCUGGAAGACUAUGUUGCAAGGUCGUAAACUAGCCGAGAACCACAAUCGGACCAGUGGCAAGGAUAGAAAGCCAUACAUGUUUGAAAGCGAGUUAGGUCGAGUUCUGGGAAAGAAACGGAACGUACACCCGUCCCAUCUUUUGGAGUCGAGCACUGUUGCAGCAAAUUCGUCCAAUACCAAUAAAAAAUCAAGGUGUAGCCGAUCGACCCUGAAUGGACUCGAGGACGAGGAUGGGCAGAAUGAUGAAAAUAAGCAGAAAGUCAAAAGAAAACUCCCCAAGAAGGCAGAUAUGUUAAAUUGGCUCACCGACUACAAGAUUGACCAAAUUUUGGAGAACCAGAAGACAAGAGAGUUGGAAGAGCGUCAACACCAAGAAAAAAUGAGUAUAAUGCUUAGUCUAGUCGACGUUCUGAAGUACAUUUCUAACAAAAAAUAG